GUUCAACAGCUGGUAAACAUUUUCAAAUCUUCAACAUCGUAGCGGAGAAGCAGCUGUACCGCUGCACCAUGAAAGACGAAGUGCAAUAUUGGAGCUGGCUCAACGAUGACGUCAUCGGCAUUGUCGGGUCAAAGUUCAUCUACCACUGGGACCUCUCUCCUUUAGGAUUUUCAUGUCCAAUGAAGGCUUUUCCCCGCCAUGGACGACUAAACUUUUGUCAGAUUGUAGGCUACAAGGCAGAUCCUUCAUUUAGAUGGUUUGCUGUACUAGGUCUCUAUAAAGAUUAUGAGGAUGGUGACUCAAACUCGGUGUCGGGUGUCGUCCAGAUCUAUUCGGCCACUGUAGAUAGAAGCCAGUGCAUCGAUGCUCAAGCCAUUAACUUUGCCUCCUACCGCCGCAGCGACAACAAGAGUAUCAAUUCCGUCCUUAUCAUUGUAAAUAGGCAGGCAGGCCUGCAAGGAAAGCUACACAUCAUUGAGCUGGGUCCUCACUUAGAUGGUAACUGUUCCCUGACCAAUCAUUCAGAACAGGUCAACUUUGAUGAUGAGGAGAGAUACGACUUUCCGGUCUCAAUUCAGGUGAGUUCAUCACAUGGUCUUGUCUACAUCCUGACAAAGAUGGGCCGGUUGAAGCUGUGUGACCUUGAGACAGGUACAUUCCUCAGCAGCUGUAGAGCAUCACAUCUCACCGUCUUUACCUGCAUGCCAGACACCGAUGGAAAGAGAGUCUUAGGAAUCAGUCGAUGUGGCAGGCUCUUAUCCAUGGGUGUGAAGGAGAAAGCGUUGGUCUCUCACGUACGGACUGUUCUGAAACGACCUGCAAUAGCAGACAGAUUAGAGAGGACGUUCUCAGAAACACUCUGAUACCAAUCUUGCCUUUUAUUAUGUGAAACAUUCAAAGUGUGUGUGCAGGCAUACAACAUGAACCUUCAGUCAAGAUCAUAUAUAUAUCUAGUGCAUGAAGUGAGAUUAGACACUGCAUAAAAAUGGAUGGGUGGGACUGAUGUAAGGGAAGCGAGCAUAGAGCUUUUCAUAUAGAAGAUGGAGAUGAACGACGCAAAAGGAAGGUGGGUAUGUAAGUGGUUACCUUCAAGUCAAGACGUCAUGGUGGUCAUUGCCAGACUUUCGUCAAGGGGCUGACCUUCUAUGGCUUUCUAGAUGAAUUCGACUGUUGCGAGUGGGAAACUCAUCCUCAGGUGGAGAAUGCACAGGAGAUUGGCAUGUUUGCUGUGCUACUAGACCUCUGCUUAUGAUUUUACGUUCAAGUCAAGACCGACCCUGAAUUGUUAUUGCUCAAGCCUGGGAUCAAUGAGACAUAGCAUCUUUCACAUUAAUCAAUCCAAAACUCGAGUUGGCGUAUCAUCCUGAAUAGUCAAGGUUUCUACCAUGGUCUGCCUAGGUUUGACUCAAAUGUGAUUCACCCAUGGCUGCUUUCACACCAAGGGAUUAUCUUGGGUUGAACCCAGAUUAGCCCUAAUUAUGUGAAAAGGGUCAGAGAGAAAUGGAAUAGUGGAAAAUGUACCAAAUAUCAUUUGUAAUCGAUCACUGACUGUGCUGCAGUGAGAGAGAUCUCAGAGUCUUACUUGCCAGAUUUAGGAGGAAUAAGCCGAAUAACCUUUAAGGGUGUUUCAAAGGCAUAGAAAGUAUGUUUGCAAUUUACAGUCUGUAUUUUUGUGGAUGAUGUUGGGAAGUAACCAGGGCCCCGUCUUACAAAGAGCUACAAUUGAUCUGAUUAUCUUACACUAUAUGGAAAUCCAACAAUGUCGUUUUUUUUUUCCUCCAAGACAUGUGUAUGAUGUCCUUUGUAAACAAAAAGAAUAGCAGGGAAUAAUUUUGCUUUACAAAUGUGACUAGCAUUUUAGGUAUUAAGAGCAAAGCUCUCAACUAAGUAAUGUACAGUCCUAUGUAAAAAUAUGCUAUACAAUUAAAAGACUUUAUGCAUAGCAGUCUUUCAAAAAUGUGGAGCAAAUUGCGAUGCGAUACCAGGAAAAUUGUUCCCUGGAGAAGCACACUGAAUUUUCAAGAAAACAAUAAAUGUAUGAUUAUACCUCACAUAUUUAGAGUAUAUUUUGAACAAACAUGCAUUUUAGAUGUUGAAGUUGCUGGUUUUCCAUAGUUGUCGUUGUUCGGAUCAAUUGUAACUCUUUGUAUUAAAAACGGAGCAUUUUAUGAAAAAAAUAGUGAUUUUCAUUGACUAUUGGUAUCAGCUACUGCAAAUCCUUGCGUCUUAUUGGCCCAGACAAAACUAGUCUGUGAAAAACACCGACAAAAUCACUCAAGAAAUGUUCCCAGGGAUUUAAAGACUUCUUGAUGAGUAGUAUUAUUAUUUGUAUUCAUAUUUAAAAUGCAUAUCAAACUUUAUAUAUUUGCAAUGGAUUCCGUUGUUUCUCAUUCGUUUUUUAUCAACUGAUGACUGUCCUCUUUUUUUCUUUUUUUUUUACAUUUUCUGUUUAUUUUAUACUUUGUGUUACGGGACCCUGGUGUUGGUGAUUGACUGAUGUUUACACCAACCAGAGCACCAAAAAUUGAAUUUGGACUGAUGCUUGUAAUGAUGUAAUAGGUGUUACGCUGUCAUUGGGGUGAUUGGUGUUGGAGCCAGGUCAGGCAAUCUUGACCCCUUAAUACAGAGGCUUGCAAUGUAUGCAGUAUUUCAAAUAAGAAAAUAUAACCCUAAUUAUAUCCUGGUUGUGCAAAAUAUGUAUGCAACAAUGAUCAACAAUAGUCAUUGGCAUUUUAGCGAUUGAUUGCAUAAUUCUGUGUUAAUUGAUCCUUGAUUUAUGCUACCAACACCAAACUUGAAAUCACCUAUUGUUUUCUGUCAAGUGGGAGUGUGCAAGAAUCUUGUAGUCCAAUAGAUUAACAUUGUAAUUUUUGUGUAAUGAUGUAAUACCCAUUUUUUAAGCCAAAGAGAUGUAAACGUGGAAAGCCCUUCCUAUUUUUUUUUUUUCAUUUUCCUUUUGCUAUUUGUCCAAGCUUGCAUGCAUUUAGUUUGGAAACUUGCUAAAUGAUUUAUAAACACACAUAAUGUAUCUAACUAUAUGUCCAUCCUUCCACGGAAGGCUUUAUCUAUGUGGUAGAUGUUACAUACCACAUGGUAAAUGUACAUGUACACAGAUGAGUAACUUUACAAAUCAUCUGCUGUGAUAUGCAGUUUCAAAAUCAUGAAUAUAUCCUCUGCGUAAGCUUACCGAAGCAUAACCUUGCAGUGGUUUGGCUUUAAUUUUACUGUUGAAAAAAUAAUAAUUGCAAUUAAUUCAAGAUUGGAGAUUAUUAAAGAAGAUUGAUGUUUUAUUUUUCUAUUGUAGUGUUGUGGAGAUAUUGAAAUCUCAUUUGUUUCACGAGGUUAUCAUCCACUACAUUGCUGUGAGGCACAAAGUAAAUUGAUGCAGGGUUUAUUUUGUUAUUUUGAGUUUACUUUGAUGAAGCUAAACUACAUGUAUUUGUUAAUAGUUUGUAUAUGCUAAAUAUUAGCUGUCACUGCUUAUGCUUUUAAAGUUAUUAAUCCAUUGGAGACUGGCUAAUUCGGCUGUAACAUGCAUUUUCAAUCGGAGUGGAAGUGUUGUGGUUUAACGAUUCUGACUAUUGCCUAGUAAUCAGAGAAGGCAUGUGUAAGGCAUCAAUCCACACUUCGUCACUCUCCAUCCAGGUGUAGAAUGCCUAGCAAUCGAGUUUGGAAACUCUUAUUGGAAUGUUCCCCAGGGAACGGAAAAUGCACGUAUCGUGGCUGCGCUGAUAAAACCUCGUAUCUCAAAAUGUUAAUAUUUGCAUGACGGCUAUUAAGGAAUAAGCUAGAUUUUUAGAGUUAUAACAUGGGUAGCAACCUUCUUUUGCCUCGAAAGAGUUCUUCACAUGCAUCAGGAGACUGUUUUCAGACAAUAUGAAACUGCCACCACUGCUCUAUUUUUUUAAUACAGCUUUUUCUAUGCUGCCCUCAAACUUGUUUAAUUUUUAGAUUCAAGGAUUUUUCAGCCCAGCCACGACAUAUUGUUUGUGGGCAAGCCAGGAUCUUAUGACUGAGAUAAUAAUAUAUCUGUAAAGUGAGAGAUGUUGUAAUGUUUUAAGCUCUACUGUAGAUUAUAAUAGUACCAUCAUUUCAUCCUGCAUAUACAGUGUGCCCAGAAAAAAGGAAACCGGAACUCCCACAUCUUUUUUCUUCAAAGGCAAAUUAAUUAUGAUAUUCCAUUUAUAUCAUCAUAUUAUUCAAUUAUUCCUCUACAUUUUGAUACCUAAUAUGCAACAAACGCUUCACGCAUUAAUGAACAACACGAGUUUGAAAUUUUAAUGUCAAAAUCAGGCUGCGCAGAAAAUUUGGACACGAUUGGUUUGUGAUGCGACAACCGUGCUCAUUCGACGAUUGACUCAUUAGCAUUUCUUUUGUAUUCUUUGUGAAGUUUCUGUCACUGAUCCCUAAAACGAGAGUCUAUUCAGAUCUUUUCGCGAGUUUCUGCGCAAAUCGUUUCUGAUAGGCCUCAAUAUUUAUUGUUUGUAACCUGCCAUGCGUGAAUGAUUUUCUAAGCUGUUGGUCUCAAAUUAAAGAUAAGAUUCCACUCGUACCAUAAGUAUCAACUUUAUAGUAAAAACAUAUGUAAAGGACAAGUCCACCCCAACCAUAAGUUGAUAUGAAUAAAAAGAGAAAAAUCCAACAAGCAUAAUACUGAAAAUUUCAUCAAAAUCGGUAGUAAAAUAAGAAAGUUAAGAAAUAUUAAAGUUUCACUUAAUUUCACAAAACAGUUAGGCGCACAUCCUUGUUGGUAUGUAAACAAGGAGACUGGUGACGUCAUCCACUCACUAUUUAUUUUGUAUUUUAUUAUAUGUAAUAUGAAAUAUUCUAAUUUUCUCCUCAUUGUCAAGUGAAACAAAGAUUAAUUCCUCCCUGAACAUGUGAAAUUAGCAUUGCUUUAAUACUAUAUGGUUCAGUCAAGUUGCUCCUUAUUGUCAAAUCUGUAAAAAAAUUAUAUAUUAUAUAAUUCAAACAAUAAAAAACAAAAGAAAUAGUGAGUGAUGGGCAUCAUCGACUGUCUCAUUUGCAUGCCACUGAGAUGUGCAUAUAACUGUUUUAUGAAAAAUAAGCAAAACUCUAAAAUGUCAAAACUUUCAUAUUUUACAUCCGAUUUUGAUGAAAUUUUUAAUGUUUUGCUAGUUUGAUUUUUCUCUAUUUAUUCAUAUCAUAAUUUUUCUGGGGUGAACUUGACCUUUAAUAAUUGUGAAAUUUAUCUCUGAAAGCGGGUUUCCUUUUUUGUGGGACGCACAGUGCAUAUACAGGCUCAGUCUCCUCCGGUUUUGGCUUUUGUUAUUUCUUUUCAUAUUGUUUAUUGAUGGUAAUAGAGUGAGGGGUCAUGGUUUAAAUAGAGGUAUUACAGCUGAGAAGACGCAAUGUUAAAUCAGUCAGAAAGGAAGGACUGAAUCAUGGACUGUUGUAGUAAGGAAAGGUGAUGAAAUGAUCAAGUAUUACUGCGAGACUCGAUUAUCAUGUAUAUAGAAAAUAUUGUGUGCAAUUUUGAUUGAAGAUAUGGGUAGUAUACCCCCAUUAUGUUGUAUAAUCUAGAUUUGUUAUGUCUAUUGUAAGUAUGUACCAAUCAUGACCAUGAAAACGUGUAUAUUGUCCAAAGUUUGUCAAAGAAUUUACACCACCUAUUUUCAUUUAUGUAUUGAUGUUAAUAGUCUCAAGAGGAGUGUCAAAGAUAUGGUGCUGUUUUUAAAAGAAAGACAAAUAUUGGUAUGUACUUUGUGAAAUACAUAAAGAGCUCCAUCAUCAUGCUCUUCAUAUUCAUUGAUCAUAAAAACCUUGUGAAUUUCUUCUUAUAAAAUUUUCCUCGUGAUUCAAGUGUGUCUCUUUUUUAUAUAAUACUUGUUAGUAAUCAGCAAUGAUAUGAUUAGUGAGAUAUUUGCAUUAAUUAAUAGAUCAAUUUCUUAAAAGGUAUGAUACAUGUAUAACAUGAAGAAACACAGGCAGAUAAACAAUGAA
This is a messenger RNA of Lytechinus pictus (painted urchin), 5964 nucleotides long. RefSeq names its product clathrin heavy chain 1-like. NCBI's taxonomy places the organism in Eukaryota, Metazoa, Echinodermata, Echinoidea, Temnopleuroida, Toxopneustidae. The transcript has 8 exons. Gene Ontology annotation, molecular function: structural molecule activity; clathrin light chain binding. The record is from RefSeq and is a predicted model, not a curated record. Gene Ontology annotation, cellular component: clathrin complex; clathrin coat of trans-Golgi network vesicle; clathrin-coated endocytic vesicle. The coding region runs from base 69 to 863 and encodes 264 amino acids. Gene Ontology annotation, biological process: receptor-mediated endocytosis; intracellular protein transport.